Anolis sagrei ordinatus is the source of this 276-nucleotide messenger RNA. NCBI's taxonomy places the organism in Eukaryota, Metazoa, Chordata, Lepidosauria, Squamata, Anolidae. The record is from RefSeq and is a predicted model, not a curated record.
UCUUGAAGGCUCUGAAUGGGUGUGCUCUCUGGCUGCAGGGUGGACUACAACUCCCACCAUGGCCAGGGAGCCAUGUCCGGGGGUCUCUUCUCCUCCUCGGUGGGGCGCCUGUGCGAGGCGGAGGAGGCGAGGGCAGCCUGUCACCCGCUGGUCUGCUUCCUCUGCCGCCAGCCCUACGCCCAGCCCUGCCUGCUUGACUGCUACCACCACUUCUGCGCCAACUGCCUCCGCGGGCGGGCCAUCGCCGGGCGCCUCCCCUGCCCUCUUUGCGGGUGA